AUGAAACACCUAAGUUGGAACUGUCGGGGGCUUGGGAACCCCCGUGCAGUUCAUGAUCUCUGCUUGCUGGUCAGAGAAAAGAAACCCAACUUAGUUUUUCUCAUAGAGACAAAACUAAGAACAUCAAAAUUUGACUCAAUUAAAAGGAAACUUGGGUUUGAUUGUUGUUUUCCUGUGGAGCCUUCGGGAAAGAAGGGAGGGUUAGCUAUGUUGUGGAAGAAAGAAUAUGCGGUUCAGUUGGUGAAUUACUCACAGCAUCACAUCCAUAUGUUAGUUACUGAGGAGGAGGAUCAGCAGCAGUGGUUUUGCACUGGUUUUUAUGGUCAUCCAGAAACUAGUAAAAGAAGCAGUACAUGGAAUCUACUCUCUAUGAUUAGACCAAGUUUUAACCAAGCUUGGUGUGUCAUGGGCGAUUUUAAUGAGAUAUUGGCUUCAAAUGAAAAAUGGGGUGGCAGACAAAGACCUGAAAAACAGAUGGAGGAAUUUAGGCAUGCUGUGCAUUGUAAUAAUCUACAUGAUUUGGGCUGGAAAGGGAGUUUGUUUACCUGGAGCAAUAGACAACAAGGCCUUCAUUAUACAAAGGAAAGAUUAGAUCGUGUCAUAGCUAAUCCUCCAUGGAUAAACAUGUUUAAGAGGUUAGCUGUGGAAACUUUAGCUGCCAGAAGAUCAGAUCAUAGACCAAUUUUGUUGACCUGUUAUAGAACUGGUUUCCCAACUAUGGUUAAAAGUCAUAAGUUUAUGUUUGAGGCUAAAUGGACUAAGGAUGUGGAAGGGGAGGAUGUUGUUAGAAAAGAAUGGAGAAGGGUGACAUGUGGGCAGGAUGGGUGGGGACAAAUUAAGGAAAAACUCAAGGCUUGUGCUCAAGUGCUCACGAGGUGGAAUAAGGGAAAGAAGGUGGACUGUGAAAAGGAAAUUCUAGACAAAACAGAAGAACUAAGGAAAUUGCAAGAUGUGGAAGGCCCUUUGAAUAUAGAUCCUGUUAAAAAUUUACAGAAAGAACUGGAGUUUUUGUUAGAACAAGAAGACAUUAAAUGGAGGCAAAGAGCUAAAGUGAACUGGUAUCAUGCUAGUGAUAAAAAUACCAGGUUUUUUCACCUUUGUGCAACUCAUAGGCAUAAGAAGAACUAG
Molecule: messenger RNA, 1128 nt
Organism: Carya illinoinensis
Lineage: Eukaryota; Viridiplantae; Streptophyta; Magnoliopsida; Fagales; Juglandaceae
Exons: 1
Coding region: 1-1128 (375 amino acids)
Molecular function (GO): catalytic activity
Source: RefSeq, a predicted model, not a curated record